Molecule: messenger RNA, 2121 nt
Organism: Acanthosepion pharaonis
Lineage: Eukaryota; Metazoa; Mollusca; Cephalopoda; Sepiida; Sepiidae
Source: the annotation of a GenBank genome assembly
AUGCAACAUCAGUACAAUAUGCGUAGCCCAGCUGUAAAGCGGCUUAUGAAGGAAGCUCAAGAACUGAGGGACCCAACUGAGCUGUUUUAUGCCCAACCUUUGGAUGACAACUUAUUUGAAUGGCACUUUACAAUCCGUGGACCUGGUGAUACCGAGUUUGAUGGAGGCAUCUUUCAUGGCCGGAUUGUGCUACCCCCAGAUUACCCUAUGAAACCACCCAGCAUUAUCAUACUUACGCCCAAUGGGCGAUUUGAGGUGAACAAGAAAAUUUGUUUGAGCAUUUCUGGUCAUCACCCUGAGUCUUGGCAGCCAUCCUGGUCAAUUCGGACUACUCUCUUAGCAAUUAUAGGCUUCAUGCCAACUCAUGGAGCAGGUGCCAUUGGAUCUUUGGAUUACACACCUGAUGAAAGGAAGAUCUUAUCCAAAAAGUCUCUGAGUUGGAAGUGUUCUGUCUGUGGUAAUGUCAGUGAUAUUCUGAAACCUUUAACUGAUGCUUCCAAAGAGACAAGCCAAGAAGCUAAAGCCCUGGCAUCUCAAAUCAAUUUCCAGGGUGAAAAGGGAGAAAAGUCUAACAAUGGAAAAGUCAGUGCACCAACGACCUCAACGGCACCUUCGUCAUCACUCCCAAACAGCAGCUCAUCACAGAGUACGACCAACAACAGUAGCCCAGGUGCAACUGCAACUAAUACUACUGCUAGCAGUUCUACUACUACUACUACUACUACUGCAUCAGCUGCCACUUUGCCGCAAAUGAUGUUUCCAUCUGCAAUGAAUCCUGGAGGAAUUCCUACAAUGUUCCCCCAGAUGCCGCCAUUUCUUCCUCCAAUGGCUGGACAGUUUCCAUUUCCAUACAGGUUUCCCUAUCCUCCAGUGAAUAAUGAUUCUAACUCCAUGCCAUGCAAUUUAAUGAUGCCUCCAUUCCCUAACCCUUUUUUGCCCCCCAUGUUUCCAGCUGGCUUUACUUUGCCCCCCACAGGAAAUCCUGAAAACCAAACCAGUUCAAAUAAUGUACCACCAUCAUUUCCCUUUCCUUUCAUGCCAGCUCCUCCAACAGUGCCUGUCUCUUCAAAUCCAACUCCUGUUGCAAGCUCAAACCUAAUCUCUUCUUCUACUACUCCAGCUACAAACUCUCUGAACAAGAGCCCAUCCACAAGCUCCAGCACAAGGACCUCCACUUCUCCCUCCACAUCAUCCACUACUUCUACAACCGCAAAUACCAGUACUUCUAAAGCCCAAGCCCAAAGCGAUGGCAGUGCCUCUACCAGUGGUGCAAGCCAGCUCUCCAAGGAUCCUUCAGUAGCAUCUGCAAGAGAUAAAAACACUGUCUUGUCUACCUCUUCUUCUACUUUGUCUUCUCCUACUUCAUCUUCUCCUCCUCCUCCUUCUUCUUCUUCUUCAGAUGCUUCGAAAGCAGCAAAAACAAAUUCAGAAGAUAAACACAAGUCAACUGAAACUGCCAAUUCUGCUGCUGAGACAAGUACAACUACUGAAUCGGGUUUGCGGCACAGAGUGACUGCUGUCUCGAGUGGUGCAUCAACGGCUACUGCAAAUUCUGAUCAACCAAGUGCAACUAUGCAACCGGCAGCCACACCUGCACCUGAAAGGGCAGGUCAGUCUAGAAGCACCCCCAGUUUUGUGCUCAUGUUCAAGCAAGUAAAUCUUUUUCUUUUUUUGCUCUUUUUUUCCUUCUUUUUCUCUUCUCUUUUUUCUCUUUUUCUUUCUCUUUUCUCUUUUUCUUUCUCUUUUCUCUUUUUCUUUCUCUUUUUCUUUCUCUUUUUUCUUCUUUUUCUUUCUCUUUUUCUUCUUUUUCUUUUUCUUCUUUUCUUUUUUCUUCUUUUCUUUUUUCUUCUUUUUUUUUUUUUCUUUUUUUUUUUCUUUUUCUUUUUCUUUUUCUUCUUUUUUUUUUUUCUUCUUUUCUUUUUUCUUCUUCUUUUCUUUUUCUUCUUCUUUUUCUUUUUCUUCUUUUUUUUUUUUUUUUCUUUUUCUUUUUUUUUUCUUCUUCUUUUUCUUUUUUCUUCUUCUUUUUCUUUUUUCUUCUUCUUUUUCUUUUUUCUUCUUCUUUUUCUUUUUUCUUCUUUUUUUUUUUCCCCCAAGGAACUCACUACACCCAAAGAAAUCUGA